GUUUCAGGUGAAUUAUCUUAUUGGUUGCCCGAAUGUCAAAAGGAACAGGGCAGAAGUUGUCGAAGGAGGAUGAGUUGCUGCUAAAGGAUUUCUCGGCAGCAGUAUCGACAAAAGGCAGUGCAUUAUUUUAUGGGAACUCGACAGUGAUUGCUAUAGCGCCUCUAUAUCUUUUCCAUGGAAUACAUCAGAUGGAAGUGGCCGACUCAUGGAUUAUUUGGUUAAUUUCAUCGCUUACUGCGUCCUACCUUAUCAGUUUUGCCUACAAGAAUAUCAAGCACAUUCUUAAACAUAAAAUUGUUGUAAAACGGAGUGAGGCAGUAACUCGUGAAAUGAAUCGAAAAUUAGCGGAUGAUAAGAAAAUGUCGAAGAAAGAAAAAGAUGAGAGAAUUUUAUGGAAGAAAAAUGAGGUCGGAGAUUACGAGGCAACCACUUUCUCCAUCUUCUGGAACAAUAUUCUUUUCCUUUCACUUCUUCUUAUUUUGUCAUUCUUCCUGUUUGCCUCCAUAUCGUCCACUUUUAACUGUCUUUUUUCUAUGGUUGGUGCUGCUGGUUUGGUUGCUCUUUUCUCAACUGCCAAGUAAUACCAUUUUUCAUGACCAUCGCUGUUUCUUAAUAAAAUAUUCAAAUUUGAAAGGAGUACUAAGGGUUAUCAAUUUUUGCUUUGAAGAGGAAAGAUACCCUUUACUUUGUAGUCUGAAAGGAUUGUUUGCUUGCAUACGGUUUAUCCAUAUGUUGUUGUUGAUGUGAAUUGCCAGUGAUUUCUGUUUAACUGUCUCUAAUUUAUUCGAUAAAAAUACUUGCG
Molecule: messenger RNA, 802 nt
Organism: Loa loa (African eye worm)
Lineage: Eukaryota; Metazoa; Nematoda; Chromadorea; Rhabditida; Onchocercidae
Product: translocon-associated protein gamma
Exons: 4
Coding region: 33-581 (182 amino acids)
Biological process (GO): SRP-dependent cotranslational protein targeting to membrane
Cellular component (GO): membrane; endoplasmic reticulum
Source: RefSeq, a predicted model, not a curated record